Messenger RNA from Macrobrachium nipponense, 6159 nucleotides. Its product is annotated as transcriptional regulator ATRX-like. The coding region runs from base 313 to 5391 and encodes 1692 amino acids. Lineage: Eukaryota; Metazoa; Arthropoda; Malacostraca; Decapoda; Palaemonidae. The record is from RefSeq and is a predicted model, not a curated record. The transcript is spliced from 3 exons.
GGGGGAGGAGGAGGGGAGGAGGAGGAAGAAGAGGGGGAAGAUGAGGGGGAGGAGGAGGAGGAGGAAGGGGAAGAUGAAAAGGAGGACGACGUAUUAAUCGACAAGGAAACCCCAAACGAAACCCUAAUUUGCCUGGGAGCUGCAGCAACUAAAGUGAGGAAACUCGUAAAAGGAAAUGGGACCAACAAGCAAAGACGAGGAGAGGCACCAGGCAAGCGGACGGUAUCCGUCGAACGAGAUGACAGCUCAUACCAAGGACGCGAGACCUUGAAGGAAAGGAUCUUCCCAACAAUAAAAAGGUAUCGCCAGCUUAUGAGGAGGGAAACAGAAUUAAUACAGAGGGAGAGAGAAAUUCUCGAGAUAGAGAUUCAACUCGUGAAAAGGGAGAGAGAACUGGAGGAAAGGGCAAAGCAGCUCACUGAAGUGAGGGAAAAAUCACAAAAAAAGAUAAACCUGAGAGAAGGGAAACACGGCACACAUCAGAGCUUAAAAAGCAAAGAAACACAGUUUUCCAAUACUCAAAAGAAAAGCACCACAAUGAAAGCUAACGCAAACGACAUCAAAGGAAAGGGAGAUCUCACGAUUAAGGAUGAAAACAGCAAGCUGUGGCACGCAGCAACCAGCCUAGAUGGAAAAGGGAAGGAAGAAGAUGUAUUUACUAAGGAAAAAUUAAACAUCAGCAAACGACAAUGCAGUUUAAAUAUAGGUAAAGGAAAUGAGCGGGAGACAGCCAAUGGGGAUGGAGAAAUGGAUAACAGAACAUUACUACAGGAAAUGACCGGAAUAACAGAGGAAACUGACAUGAUAAACUUGAACAUAAGUAUAAAACAAAAGGUCAAACUCGAAAAAAUAAGUGAGGAGAGGACACAGAAAAGAGAAGAGAACGACAGGAGGUUUGAAAAUGAAAAUAUAACUAAAACAAAAGAUAACGACGGAGAAAAAGAAGAAAUCCCUACAAGUGGAUGUAUCCAGCGCGUACCCGAAAAAAGGAAGGAAAUUAAUGAGAACAAAAUGGGAAUAGUAAUCAAAGAGGACGAAUUUCUUGAUGACAAAGACGUAAUUCAGAAUGUUGACCUUGGCGAGGGAGAAAUAAUAAAAAGACACAACAGAGAAAUGGACAUAGAGCAGAAACUAUGCAGUGAAAAAGAAAAUGUACAAGUAGCGGAAACCGACGAAGCUAAAGGUCGAGUUAGAGUUCAAGAAAUGGAUAGAAUACUUGGCAGAGACCUAAUUAUAACUGAGGACAAAGAUACAAAUUUUGAAUCUGGAGAAGUUAAUAAUGAAAACGAAGAUACUUGCAAAGGGAAAAAAGUUGAGGAUGGCAAAUCCUUAGUUGAAAGCGAAAAAGAAACCGUUUUAUACAUUACAGAAAUUAUAGAAGAACAUCACUUACGUAGAGAAGAUGAAGCUACAGGCAUCAUGGAAACUUUAAAAUUAACCAUUAAAAAUGAAGCUACUGACGAAGAGAAACGAGAGGAGCCAGCUUAUAGGCGGGAAGUAAAUGCAGUGGUUGGUCAGGAGAAUGUCACUACAAAACAGGUAAAACAGACAACUGAUGGACAGGAAGAAGAUGUACUUAUUAGACAAGAAGAAAAAGCAACUGUUAGACAGGAAAUUUUCAUCAAUGGGCAGAAAAGAGAGUCAUAUCCUAAACAGGGAGAAAUAAAUACUGAACAAGAAAAGGAGACAAUUACUGGACAAGAUGGAAACGUAAUUAAAGGACAGGAUGAAGAAGCUACUGCUGAAUAUGAAGGAAUAACAAUUGCCGAGAAGGAAGAGCUACCAACUGUCUGGCAGGAAAAAGCAGUUGACAGACUGGGCGAUGAUGCAACCACUGGCCAGAAAAAAGAUGCAAUUAAUGAACAGGAAGAUGGAACAGUUUAUAAACAUGAAGGAAAUGUAACUGAUACACAGGAAGAAGAGAUUGCUAAACAAGAAGUUGAAACAGUCGAUGAAGAUAGAGAGGAAGCAUGUGCAGGACAUGAGGAGGCGGCAACUGCUGGAUUAGAAAAUAUAACAAUUAUUGGCAGUGAAAAGAAAACUAGCUCUGAACAAGAAGGGACAGUUGCCGAAAGGGAAGAAGUAACACUAAGUGAAAACCAAUUUACAACUUUUCUGACGGGAGGUGAUGCCAUUACUGUACAGAAAGAAGAGCUAUUCAAUGGACUGGAAGAAACAACUACUCCACUGAAAAGAGAAGCAAAUGUUGGACAGAAAGAAAGAACAAUCGUGGAAAUGCAAGGCGUAACUGUAAGAAAGGAAGGAUCUAAAACUACUGAACAUGGAAUAGAGCCAACUGAUGGGCUGGAAGAAACAAGAGGUUGGAAGAAAGACGAAGCUGAAGCAACUGCUGACCAGGAAGAAAAAUAUGCUAGACAAGGGCCAUCAGCAACAACUUCACAGGAAGACUCAAGUGACUGGCAAAAAGAAAAAACACGUACUGGAAAAGAAGAAACAAAUACUGGAGAAAAUGAAAAAACAAUAGAAGGACAGAUGGAAGAUACUGGGCAAGAAGAAGAUGCAAUUAUCAGAGAGGAAUCAGUAGAAAUUCCAGAACAGGAAGAAAAUGCAAUCACUGGAGUGGGGAAAGAAACAACUUUUGGUAAGAGAGCUGCAACGGCUGGAUGGGAGGCAGAAGGAAUUGCUGGACAGGGAGAAGACCCAAUUACAUUAAAGAAGGAAAAGGCAAUUACUGGACAGGGAGAAUAUAGGUUAACUUGCCGAGGGGCAGAGGAAACUGUUUGGCAGGAAGAUGGAAUUACAUUACAGAAAGAAAAAGCUAUUGCUGGACAGGAGGACCAUAGGUUUACUUGUAGAGGGGAGGAAACUGCUUGGCAGGAAGAAGAUGCAAUUACUUUUCAAAGGGCAAAAGCUAUUGCUGGACAGGGAGACCAUUGGUUUACUUGCCGAAGGAAGGAGGAAACCACUGGACAGGAAGAAGAUGCAAUUACAUUACAGAAGGAAAAGUCUACUGCUGGACAGGGAGAACCUAGGGUUACUUGCCGAGGGGAAGAGGAAACUGCUUCGCAGGAAGAAGAUGCAAUUACAUUAAAGAAGGAAAAGGCAGUUACUGGACAGGGCGAAUAUAGUAUGUUUACUUGGCGAAAUGAAGAGGAAAAUGCUGGACAGGAAGGACAUACAAUUACUACAAGGGAGGAAGAUGCAAUUGCUGCACCAGAUGAAGCAACUACUGGACAGGAACAAAAUCUAUUUAUUAGACAGGAGGCUGAGGCACCUGCUGAACAGAAAGGAACACCUUAUGGACAAGCAGAUACAACUAACAUAUGGGAGGAGGAGGCAAGUGCGAGAAAAGAAGCAGUUACUAAAAAGGAAGAAUAUUUAGUUAUUGAACAGGAAGAAGCUAAGCCUAUUUGGCUGAAGGAGGAGGCAACUACUGGACAAGUAAAAAAUAAAAGUAUGAUACCAGAGGAUGAGGCAAUUACUAAACAAGAAAAAGCAACUACUGGACAGGAAGAUGUGUUUAUUGAGCUGGAGAAAGAGGCCACUACUGAACUACAAAAAGAGAUCAUUUCUGGAAGGGAGUACUCAACUGCUUGGCAUAAAGAAAAGGUACUUACUACUCUGAAUGAAAAGAAUAUUACUGGGCAAGUAGAAAACGCAACUGUUAGUCAGGAAGACAAAUUAACCAUUGUGCAGAUAGAAACAGGAGGUAAACUUGAAGAAGCUGGAAAAGAAGUAACCGUUGGACAGGAAGCCGACACUGUCAAUGAACAUAUAAAGGCUAAUAAUCAAGAAAGGAAUUCACUCAUGACAGGGGUAGUUUCGAAGACAGAAACAACAAACAUGAAGGGCAAAUUGACUGAAAAGCAAACAAAGCUAGUGGAGAAACUGGCAGAGGAUUUUUAUCCAGACAUGAGACAACAGGAAAUGAACAGUACAGUGGAGCCGAGUGAUACAGAGUAUGAAACAGCGUACGAGUGUCAAAACAAAUGCAACAAUACACCACAGGAAAACGAAAGGCAUAUGCAUUAUAUUAACGCACAAUUACAGAAGCAGCACACAAAAAAGGCCGAAACAAAACCGGCUAACAAGAGAGACAGGAGGUCCAGCUGCAGAGCACGAAAUGUGACUGAUGAUGUCUGCAAAAGUACCAGUGAUGAAGGAGACUGUAAGAAUAGCAUAAGAGAACAAAGUAUAAAAGAGGUAACAAAUGCUGAAAGCAACAACGUCAACAAAGAUGGUAAAAGCAAAACUGUAAGUGGAAGGACUGAUAAAGAUUUAUUCAAUAAAACUUAUAAAGAAUGCAAUGAUUAUUCUGGCAGUAAAUGUAGUAGUGGAGAAAAAAGAUUCUGUGUAAACUGUGGGAGCAGCUUGGAAGAGGAAAAAUCUGAUGAAAACAGUGAAAGUAGCAUUAAAAUAGAAAUAGAUGGAAACAAUGAAAACAGCCCUGCAGAUGAAACAUCUGAUGAAAACAGCGCUGAAGAUGAAAGAUCUGAUGAAAACAGCCCUGCAGAUGAAACAUCCGAUAAAAACAGCUCUGAAGAUGAAAUAUCUGAUGAAAACAGCUCUGAAGAUGAAACAUCUGAUGAAAACAGCACUGAAGAUGAAACAUCUCAUGAAAACAAUGAAAACAGUGAAAUUAUUGAAAGCAGCACUGAAGAGGCAGUAGAUGGACACCAUGAAAGCAGCAAUGAACAGGAAACGGAUGUCGGAGAAGAAAUUGUUAAGGAAAAAUACGGUGUCAUUGUCGACAAUGAGGGUGAAGUUGAAAAGAGAAGAAAUAAAAGGGCAAGAGAAACACGCCGUACCAACACCAGCAGCAAAAGGACAGGUGAUGACAAUUUACAAGACACUUCCAGCGAAGCAGAUUUUAAUGCUUCAAGCCAUAGACGUGCCCUAACCACAACAGAAUUAGGACCCUCAGGAGCAGAGGCUGGUGGAAAUACUAUGAAACAAGACCAAAAUAGGAAGUCCACCAAACCGAGAGGAAGCCCGGCGCAACCCACUACUCCGGCGGAGAUGGCGCCCAGAAAUCCGUCAUCGAGCGACGGGAGAGGCUCCGGGGAAAUUCCUUGCACAACAGAAAAAGGGAAAAGGAGAACGGACUUCGAGGCCAAAGAAACCAAAAACAGUGCGAAAAAUGAGCGAGGCAAUGUCACAAGAGAUGAAAGGGAUGAACGUUCACGAACGAGUCGAGACUGUCAUGAUCGCUCCCCUGUAAAGGAAGAGGACAGCACUCGGCCGAUAAAUAACACAAAGGGCAGUGGCCAGCGCCAGAAACAUAAAAACAAUGGGGACAUAAGCGUCAAAGAUAAGUCUACCAAGAGAAUGAAAGGUAGGAAAAAAUGUACCCAAGAUAAUAAAGAAAAUGCAAAAGAAGUUCCCGAACAGGAGGACGUUAAUAACAGGUGGCUCUGUACGAUGAGCUAGAAGACAAACAGAGAGCAACACCUAAUUAAGAAAUACAAGAGGAAACAAGGAAAGACCAACAAAAAAUAAAGAGUAAACAUGAGCGACCUGACGUCCGAGAAGCCAUACGAGUAAUGUCUGUUAAACCUUCAAUUAUUCUUAUCCCAUUGAACAUUAUAAUAUUUUCUGAUGACAAUGAAGGAACUUCACAAGCAGUCUACUCGCGCUGACAUCGCGUUUCAAUGUAAAUCUUCUAAGGUGAAACUCGAAUAAUUGAAAUCAAUUAAACAAGAGGCGACACUGACUUCUAUUGCUACAUGCAAUAGUUUAAGGCGAACCUCUUUUAUUUUUUAACGAGAGAAUGAAUGACAAAAUAUUCAACAGUGAUAGAAAAUACUAAUUUAGUGUCACUUCUAACAGAAUUUGCAGAUAGAAAUCUGGUAUACAUAUAUAUAGAAUAAUGGCAAAGUACAAAAAUCCGUAAAACCUGUGCAACUUGAGCACCAUUUUUCUUUUAAAAAAUCCAACUUGAGCACCAUUUUCCUUUAAAAAAAUCCAACUUGAGCACCAUUUUUCUUUUUAAAAAAUCCAACUUGAGCACCAUUUUUCUUUAAAAAAAAUCCAACUUGAGCACCAUUUUUCUUUAAAAAAAAAAAUCCAACUUGAGCACCAUUUAAAAAUUCAUAUUGCAAUAAGGACACGAACGCAGUUCGCAUAGGCCUACCGUUCCUGUUGCGCAGUGGGCGAUUUUUCUUUUAAUAACAAAAAAUAUAUCUUCAGUGGAAAGUG